CCGGCGGCAGGGCCGGGCGCGCUGCAGGGCUGCCCGGCCGCGGGGCCGCCAUGCCCGCCAAGUCCAAGUACAACCUGGUGGACGACCGGCACGACCUGCGCAUCCCCCUGCACAACGAGGACGCCUUCCAGCACGGCAUCUGCUUCGAGGCCAAGUACAUCGGGAGCCUGGAUGUGCCACGGCCAAACAGCCGCGUGGAGAUCGUGACGGCCAUGCGGCGCAUCAGGUAUGAGUUUAAAGCCAAGAAUAUCAAGAAGAAGAAGGUGAAUCUCAUCGUGUCGGUGGACGGCGUGAAGGUCAUUCUGAAGAAGAAGAAGAAGCUUCUUUCAUUGCAGAAAAAAGAAUGGGCCUGGGACGAGAACAAAAUGCUCGUCAUGCAUGAUCCUAUCUACAGGAUAUUCUAUGUAUCUCAUGACUCCCAGGACCUAAAGAUCUUCAGCUACAUUGCCAGGGAUGGGUCUAGCAAUGUCUUCAGGUGCAACGUCUUCAAGUCCAAGAAGAAGAGCCAAGCCAUGCGCAUCGUGCGGACGGUGGGGCAGGCGUUCGAGGUGUGCCACAAGCUGAGCCUGCAGCACACCCAGCAGAACGCCGACGGCCAGGAGGACGCAGACAGCGACAGGAACGGAGACGACCUGGACGUCCCAGCCUGUCGCCUGUCCGGCGUGGAGAGAGCGGCCGCCUCGGCCGAGGAGACCGACAUCGACGCCGUGGAGCUGCCGCUGCCCGGAGCCGACAUCCUGGACUUCAGCCGCGGCGUCACCGACCUCGAUGCUGUGGGCAAGGAGAGCUGCCUCCACCCUGAAGAUAUCCUGACAGCAUCACCCAAGAUGCUGCUGCCCUCGUCUGCCCAGCUGCCCGACCUGGGAACGCCCCUCUCUGCCCACCACCAGAUGCAGCUUCUCCAGCAACUCCUGCAGCAGCAGCAGCAGCAGACACAAGUGGCCGUGGCACAGGUCCACCUGCUGAAGGACCAGCUGGCAGCAGAGGCAGCGGCACGGCUGGAGGCCCAGGCUCGUGUGCACCAGCUCCUGCUCCAGAACAAGGACUUGCUGCAGCACAUCUCAUUGCUGGUCAAACAGGUGCAGGAGCUGGAGCUGAAGCUGGCGGGGAACACGACCACAGGCUCCCAGGACAGUCUGCUGGAGAUCACCUUCCGCUCCAACGCCCUCCCCGUCCUGUGCGACCCGACCACCCCGCAGCCCGAGGACGCGCACCCGCCGUCGCUGGGCCCCAGCUCGGCCUUCCCCAGCAGCAUGGGCAGCCCCAUAGGUAGGAACGACUGUCUGGUGAAGCUGGAGUGCUACCGCUUCCUGCCGGACUCGGGGCCGCCUGCCCCGGAGCCAGCCCUGGGCAGCCUGGAGCUCAUCAAGUUCCGCGAGUCGGGCAUCGCCUCCGAGUACGAGUCCAACACGGACGAGAGCGAGGAGCGCGACUCCUGGUCCCAGGAGGAGCCGCCGCGCCUGCUCCACGUGCAGCCCAGGCAGGACCUGGGCGACAGCCUGGAGGACGAGAUCGCGGUGUAGGGGUCAGCAGGAGGUGGUGCAGAGCAGCCAGGGCCUGCUGGAGCUGAGGGGACCCCGGCCGCAGCGCCGUGGCCCUGGCAGGGAUGGCACAGCCCAGAGGGAGGGGGGCAGAGGAGGGAGCAGGAGGAUUCCAGCGCCCGGUCGGGAGUGUGUGGAGGUGAGGAUGGAGCCGUGCCCAGGGCGUGCCAUGCUCCGGCACGUGUGGGCUUGUGCGCUGAGCUGCAGCAUCCCUGCUUUGCAGCAGACAGCUGACAGCUCCUUGUGCUCUCCCCCGGCCCCGUCUCCCUUCAAACUGUGUGUCAAGGUCAGGCAGAGGUAAGGGACUUCUCCUGGAUCAGCCUCUGCUGCUGCUGGGGAAGCACUAAAGCAGAGGAGGGGUUUUACUGGGGGAAUGGGAGAGCAGUCUAGGGCAGUGAGCAGGGACAAGAGGCACUGAGGAGGCAGCUCCAAGGUGGUAAGCAAGGACAGAGCAGCUGGUCUGGCUCUCGGCAUGGUGGGCAGGGUGGGGGACAAGUACAGGGCCAUGCUAAAUGAGGGUUGGUGAUGAUGCAUUGUCAGAGUGGGUCUGUGAGUGAGAAGUGAGCAUUGAGGGACAGUGGGGAUGAGCCUGGAAAGGAUUUGAAGAGGUGAGAUGAGGUUGCACAGACUGGCCAGGUGCAGGUAGGUGUUGGCAGGGGGAUGUGUCACUUUCAGGACAGGGUUUAUCUAUGCCAAGGCAGGUGGAGGUUGUGCAGGCUGUGAAGCAGAGAGGAAGGCACAGCGCAGUGUGGAGCAGGGAGCCAGGGCAUGCAGCAUCAAGCUGUGGAGUGUCCUCCCCCUCAUCAUCUAAUCCUUUGGCUCCUUGGCGCAGCUGCCAGGUUUCAAAGCCUUUUUCAUGCUCUCAAGUCGCAUUUUCAAGCGCUUCCAAUCACUACAAACUGCCUGCUUUGCUUUAUAGACAAACCCUCUCAUUUCCAAGCAGUUGUUUUGCCCCAGACCAAGGCUGGGAGCUGCAGUGCUGGCACUGGCAUCUUCAGGGCUGAGCACACUUCCAGCCUCAAUGGGGAGUGAACUGCUGGUGGUGCUUCAUCACACCUCUGGUUUGCACCCUCUGGAAAAGUGAAUCCAGGAUCUCAGGGGUCCCCCACCAGCCCUCGAGACACUUAUGGCUGAAAGCCAUCUGUGGGGGCCUCCAAGGGACCCAGAGCUUGUUCCUUUUCUGCAAACACUUUUAUCACUUGCCUGGUGCUGAGCCUCUAAGAGGCCAAGAUUGGAAGGGGUAUGAACCAAAGUCCUGAUGUCCCCCCUGCUUCAUGUGGAAGCACUCGAUGAGGUGGGGAUUUGGCACAGUUGUCUUCCUCCCCAUCCUCCCUCCUAUCCUGCUUCUGCUUUGCUUUGUUGCUUCCUUGCUGCUCUCACCUUUGCCAGCUCUGUCUCUGCUCAAUCUGCCUGCAGCUAACCCCUGGCUGACACCACCUCUUGCUCUCCUCCAGGGCUUAGCCUGGCUGCUGAGCAAAGUCCAUCACUUCUCUCUGCCCUGGUCCCCUUGGGACUGAGAGCUGCUGAGGGGUGUGUGUGUGAGCCCCUGGGGUCAGCACAAGCUGUGCUGUGCACCCUCCACCACACAAAAGCACUGGGUGGACUUUAAGGUGCUAGAGGGUCUGGUGGGAAGGAGAGAAGGACAUGUUUCAGUGUCCCCAGCAGUGCCCUGGUGUCCAGGGGAGCUCUGCACCAGCCACAGAGCAGGCAGGGUGGGAGAGGGUGCUGUUUGGCACAUGGUGCUCCUGUCCCCCAGGCACCACUGCCUCCCUAUGCCCUGUGCCACGCGGCUGUGGGCACGGCUGUGUGCCAGCCCCUGUGCCAGGGACCCGACGUGCCACUGCCAGCUCGCAGCAGUUGGAGCUGAAAGCAAGGGUGAGAGGUUGCUCCAGCUAGGAGGAGGAAGGGAGCAUGGCAGCAUGCACAAGGCAUGGUGCUUACAGGGGAGGGAGGGUUGAGCUUGGACAGGGAUUUCCAUGUGGGCAGAGAGAUGGUUCAGGGGAAGGAGCAGCAGGAGCUCAGCUGUACCCACGGGGCAGGUGAAGGGGGAGCCCAAGAGGAGCAAUAACAGGCCAGAGGUCUCCUCCAGGCUGGGUUGCCUCAGGAGGCAGGCGGGAGGAGCCAUCUCCUGAGCCCCUGCCGCAGUCCAUCCCUGCUGCACACACAGAGCUCAGGCCGUGUCCUGUGAGGGGCUGUCAGGACCAGAUGUGGCCCCAGGCUGCUGCCCCACGCUCUGCCCACAGGGGACAGGGGCAGGUGCCCCACAGGCUGAGGGGGUGCUGCCGGGGCCGGGUGGGAUCCUGCCAGCCUCGUGCUGCACCAUGGCUGUACACAUGUAAAUGACCCCUCCUAAGUCAGUGCUGCCUCCAAGACUCCUCUCUAGCCUCUCACUUUUGUUAUGGACCUUGACAGGGGUUUUAUAGCUAUAUUUUUUGUCCUUUCUUUUCCUACAACUGUCAUAUUACUAACUGUUGAAUCUAUCUGGGAAGCCAAUCUGUCAAUGUAAGUGCACUUAACCCUUGGGUGUUGUCAUCAGUCAACUGGCUUUUGCUAAAUAAAUCUUUCUAUUUCUCAAGGCUUUCUGUUGUCUCUUUCUUCUCACUGACUCUCUCUUUCUGUACUUCCUUCCCUCUCCAUGCUGGGUGCCAGCACCAGCAGUGCAUUCUCUGGCCUUGCAGAGACCCCCUCCAACCUAAGUUUCCUCUCCUGUGGGACCCCUGCUUGUGGUGCUAGCCACAGGAUGCCCACGAGAGCAAGAUGCCCAGAAUGUUGCUGGGAGUAGAGGUGUUUCAGUCUUGCCCUUCAGCCACUGCACAGCACAGGGCUUGUCUCAGGGCUUGUCUCAGGGCUUGUCUCAGCUGAUCCAACAGCUGGAGGGUGCCAGGGACUUCCUGGCAUCUGCAGAGCUCCCCGCAGAGAUGCAGAGAUGCUGAUCGGCACUUCCAGGGGCUCGGGAAAUUCUUGGCAGCUGGAGAAGGAAAAAUAGGGAAGAGCCUCUCUUAAAGGAUGGCAGAAGUGUUGUGUAGGCAAAAGCAGGAGCUGACUGCUCCUGACCAAUUCAUUGUGCUGCUGGCAGGAGUGAUGGAGCAGUGCCCUCGCGUGGCUGCUGGGGCUGCACGGACACCGCAGGGGCUGCAGCCUCCUGUGCCUUGAGCUCCUGCUCCCCCAGCACCUCGGGCCUGCAGCAGAACCCCUGGAAGGUGUAGCCCUCCUGGGAGCUGUGCUGGGUCUGAGUCUUGAGCAGCCAUGGUGUGGGGAAGAUGGGGCAGCACAGCAUGCACUGGUGGCCACGCUGGAGCAAGCUGGCACUUAGAAGCAGUGAGUUUGUCCUGGACCAUGAUGCUGGCUCUGCUGCUGGCCAGCCUGUCCCUCUCCGGGGCUGGAAGUCAUCUGAGGAGCCAGAAGAGAGCUCUUCAAGAAGCUGUCAGGCUGCUCACACUCCCGAGAGCUGGUGUCCAGGCUGGAGGAGAAGCUGCCCACGCACUGCUGGGUGGCUCUCUUGGUGCAGAUGGAGAGCUGUAGGAUGAACCCCAGGGCUGGCAGAUGCUGCAGGAGCAGGCAGGCAGCUCUCUGUUCAGCAGGACUGUGGGGCCACAGAAUGCAGAGGAAAGGGCCUGCAGUGAGUCGGGGGUCCCUGUAAGAGUCCAGCCCACCACGAGGCUGGAGCAGUGCUGGGAACCCUUCCUCUCUGGCUGUGCCAUGGGGUGGGGAGGUGGUUGUCUCUGUCUCAGUAUGGGCCCCCGGAUGCAGAGGUAGAGCUGGGCAGAGGAUGCUGAUGGGAGCGAGGCCCCAGAACAGCACCAGGCUCACCCAGGAACUACCUGGGGCCGUCACACAGACCCACUCUGACAUGGAGGCAGCCAUGGGGGCUUGAGCUGGCACUCCUGGGGGCAGCCCCCACAGCUUCAGGGACUCUUGCUGGGAAGACAUGGGGGAGGAAUCCAGUGUAGCUCAGAGGUGGGGUUUGAUUGCAGAGCCCUUUCCUCUGCAAGCACCCGCUGCCCCCCACCACAGAGACCCAGCCUGGGCUGAGCUGAGGGAGCCAUGGUGGGGUGGGCAGUGCAGAGCCCUCGCCAUGGGUGUCCCAAGAGAAGGUGCUGUGACUUCACCAGGGUGUGGCUGGCAAGGGACUCACCCCCGUGUGAGUCCCAUCUCUUCAGGUAGCAUGACAUACCUGAGCAGGGGGCUGGCAGCAUGCCUCAGCUGGCAGUGUGCAAGGGACAGGCCUCGUCCCUUGCCAUUCCCCUGGUAAAUGCUUUCUCGCUCUCUCUUUUUCCACAACCUGCUUCCCAAGUCGCUUGGUGUCAGGUAAGAGAAGCUCUCUGUGUGUUGGCAGUGCCAGCGUGGGGCCCUGGGCUCACUCCUACCCUCUCUUGCCCCACACUGGUCCCCUGUGCAUGCACUGCCCUGUGCAGCCCUGGCAUUGCCUGGCUGCCCACAGCCUCUGCAGGGCUGUAGGCACAUCCUCCCCGUCCCCAAAGCUGUGUUCCCGCAGUGCUGCUGGGCCGGCCCUGCUGGGAUCCCCCUGCAGCCUGACUCACAUCCUCUCUGUUCCC
This is a messenger RNA of Zonotrichia leucophrys gambelii, 6097 nucleotides long. It is a transcript of the gene NOS1AP, whose product is annotated as nitric oxide synthase 1 adaptor protein. The record is from RefSeq and is a predicted model, not a curated record. The transcript has 10 exons. NCBI's taxonomy places the organism in Eukaryota, Metazoa, Chordata, Aves, Passeriformes, Passerellidae. Gene Ontology annotation, molecular function: nitric-oxide synthase binding. The coding region runs from base 51 to 1523 and encodes 490 amino acids.